AUGGCCACGGCUGCGAUCCCACCCCUCGAAGCCACCGCCGGCCUGUCGCCCUCCAAGGCGUCGGCGACCUCGGCCAUAACCCCGGGGUCGGCUGCCGCUGCGCGGCCGCAGCCUCCCAGCCGCUCGAGCACGCCGCAGGUGGGCGGCGCGCGACGGGGCCCCGGCCGCCCAGCCCCGUCCGACUUCCUCUCGGAGCGGGCGACGACGGCCUUCAUCCGCCGCACGCUGUGCGCCCAGCACCCCGCCGACCGGGGGAGGAGCACGCCGGCGCCCAUCGGCGAGCUGCUGCCGCCCCUGACCAGCCGCAACGACGUGGACCUGCACCUCUAUGCUCUCAUAUCCGUCAUCCUGCGCGAGUACGUGCAGAACUGGUACAACAAGAUCACCCCCGACGAGACCUUCGUCGCCGAGAUCGUCCAGAUCAUAGCCCACUGCACCCGAGCCUUGGAGCAGCGACUCCGGACCGUGGAUCUAGAGAGCCUCCUGUUUGAUGAGCUGCCUGAGCUGCUGCACGCACAUAUCAGAGCGUAUCGCAUUGCCAAAAGUUCAGCGGCGCGGCCGCCCAUCGAAGCCAAUCGCCGUGACAUCUACCAUUCGCUGUGCCCUUUACCGGCAUUGUCUCCAGUUCCCAAGGCAGACGUCGCCAGGACAGUCCAGACUCAGGCUGAGAAUGAGGCUGCAUAUCGUCAGCUGCUCGUCCAGGGCGUUCUGGCCCUGCUCCUCCCGACUGAGGAUCUCCAAAACGAGUGUCUAACGUCGCUGGUUGGCCAGAUCUUUUCCGAACUUAUCAUUGGUAAUCUGGUCACCAAUAAGCUCUCUGAGCCAUGGCUGCUGUUGGAGAUCUUUAUUAUUCUGACGCGCCUAGCGAAGAGGAAUCAUGAGCCCACCGGGAGAUCUAGGCCUCCCGAUGCCGUUGGUCCUAAAGACCAGGCGCCACCGCGUGAUCAGGAAUCCCUCAAACAGCCAGCGAGACGCAGAAGGGCCUGGGCCGUCGAUCAGAUCUUCUGGUCCGUUGUUCAAUGGGGGUUCCUACUGUUCAACACGGUCCGUGUCAUCAUUAUCACCAUGGUUUCCUCUCGAAAUUUGCCCCCAAGAGCCCAUCCGCUCUUUAAUCAAAAGCCAGCAAUGAGCGGUCGAUUUGACGAGAAGUCAAGUAAGCCCUUGGCUGGCUCACGAUCAAUCCCAGCAUCACUCAGAGUUCCCGUCGUCGACUUCAAGCUCUGGCCUUGCGUCGCGGAGUUACUUGAGGUAGAUGUCCGCAUGCCGUGGCUGAGCGGAGCCUUAUCCAUGAUGCAAUGGAGCGCCAUGACAGGUCCAGGCAGAAUUGCAGGCUACAACGGCGUUCUUGAUAGGUAG
This is a messenger RNA of Neoarthrinium moseri, 1356 nucleotides long. RefSeq lists its product as uncharacterized. Gene Ontology annotation, molecular function: phosphatidylinositol binding. Gene Ontology annotation, cellular component: extrinsic component of endosome membrane; early endosome; late endosome. NCBI's taxonomy places the organism in Eukaryota, Fungi, Ascomycota, Sordariomycetes, Amphisphaeriales, Apiosporaceae. The transcript is spliced from 2 exons. Gene Ontology annotation, biological process: endosome to lysosome transport; protein targeting to lysosome; early endosome to late endosome transport. The record is from RefSeq and is a predicted model, not a curated record. The coding region runs from base 1 to 1356 and encodes 451 amino acids.